Molecule: messenger RNA, 1714 nt
Organism: Aspergillus sclerotioniger CBS 115572
Lineage: Eukaryota; Fungi; Ascomycota; Eurotiomycetes; Eurotiales; Aspergillaceae
Product: NAD-dependent epimerase/dehydratase family protein
Exons: 1
Coding region: 189-1475 (428 amino acids)
Biological process (GO): beta-D-galactose catabolic process via UDP-galactose, Leloir pathway
Cellular component (GO): cytosol
Molecular function (GO): UDP-glucose 4-epimerase activity
Source: RefSeq, a predicted model, not a curated record
GCCUGACCCAGAGGCAGCGGUUACAUCGGAGCGCAAGUGGAGGUCUGUCGCUCGUUAAGAGGGAACGAAAUAUAAGAUUUGUGGACACCUUCUUGGGUCACCUGCGGUCGUUCAAUCUUCCUGUCGCUUCCUUGUUUGCUCAAGCGUUUCCUCGUCCGCUUCACAUCCUUCUAUCCUCGACAUACCAAAUGGAGAGCCCUCGUCAGUCCGAUGCAAGCACUCCGGUGGAGACUGGUUCCCCCGGGUGCGUGGACACUCCGGCCACCCAAUCCUCUGUGCUGUUCGAUGGCAACCUGGAAGAGUUGCUGCGCAACUUGCCCCUCGAUCAGUACAUUCUCGUUACAGGGGGCCUCGGGUUCAUCGGCAGUCACACAACAUUGGAGCUACUCAAGGCCAAUUAUAAUGUAAUUGUGAUCGACAACCUCAGCAACUCCUUUCAGACCGUCUUUGACCGCAUCAAGCAACUUGCGGCCAAGCAUCAUGAGCAGCAAGGAACCCGCAUGCCUUUGUUGCAGCUGCACGCCCAUGACUACCGGGAUACGGUGGCUCUUCGAGGCCUUCUGGAACAGUAUCAGAUCCAAUCCCGGUGGGGAACCCCCAAAUCCAAGAUUGGCGGUGUCAUUCACUUUGCGGCUUAUAAGGCCGUGGAGGAGAGUAUCAAGAACCCUUUGAAAUACUACGCAAACAACGUUAGUGGUCUCAUCGACUUUGCCACCACUCUGGGAGAGUUUGGCAUCAAGACAUUCAUCUUCUCGUCUUCCGCCACUGUGUACGGAACGUUGGCUACCUCCGGCCUCCCGUUGAAGGAAGAGCUCUGUGUCCACAAGGAAGAAACCUUCAAGGACCACACCGGCCAGGAGACGGCCGUCAAGCCGGGCUGCACAGGUAUCACCAACCCGUAUGGGCGCACCAAGUGGAUCUGUGAAGCCAUAUUAGCGGACCUGGCGGCCUCCGACCCGGAGUGGACGAUUGUAGCUCUACGGUACUUCAACCCUAUCGGAUGUGACGAGUCUGGUCUCCUGGGUGAGGACCCCAGACAGACACCCACGAACCUUCUUCCGGUGGUCGUCAAGGUCAUGACCGGGCAGUACAAGGAGCUGCAAAUGUUUGGCACGGACUGGGACACCGAAGACGGCACGGCCGUCCGUGACUUCAUCCACGUCACCGAUCUUGCCCGGGGACACAUUGCUGCGCUCAACACCGCCAACGGUGGGAAGCUGGUCGAGAACUUCCGGACCUUUAAUCUGGGAACGGGACGAGGCCACUCGGUGAUGGAGGUGGUCAACACCAUGGAGGCAGUAUCUUCCAAGCCGAUUCCCCGAAAGGCAGCCGGUCGCCGCGCUGGCGAUGUUGGAUCAUGUGUUGCCGUCGCCUCGAGAUCGUCCGACGAGCUUGAGUGGAAGACUGAAAAGACGUUGAAGGAUGCUUGCAUGAGCCUGUGUAAUUUCCUUAGUGUCAGCGGCCUCUCUUCCUGAAUUGCGAUUGUUUUUGGUCAUAUUGGCGCAUGGUGGAUAUAUUUCUUGUUUUGUUUUAAAACAGCCCCUAAUCCGGCCCUGUCUUGAUGUUUAUGCCUUUAUAUCCAUGUCUUGGUUGAAUCUGGGAUAUUGGCAGCUCAUAGUACCCUUUUUGCAUGAUAGAGUCGAUUCCCAAGAUACGUCCAUAAUGCAGUUGUAUAGUUGAUAAGUCUCGCGAUGUGUAGAGGUAGUGUUUAUGA